CAUGAAAACGAACGCCCAUGAGUUUCAGAACGAACAUCAACUAUAUCCUCAUCUGGCUAAAGACUAGCGGGAUUCGUAGAUGUGUCGAGGGACGUGAGUGUGUAAGUAGUGGGACACGGGGUGUCAAAUAGUGCCAAGGAGGUUGGCGAGACGAGGAAGGGGAGCGAUUACAAACACAAUGCAAGGAAUGGAAACGGGUUACGUCAGCAGAGCCGGAAUAAAACACCGCCCUGUGGCGAGAAAAGUUGCCGUAACGCGAAAUAGCCGAGAAGUGGCGGCGCAUAAGUCGAGAGCAGAGGAAACCAAAAGAAGCACAGAGGUGCCGAUGAUCGCAACAAUCUGACGGUCUUGGGUGUACCGGAGGACUAUGGAUGUGAAAGCCGAAGCGAAAAGAAUUAUGGCGGUGUCGAUAAGCAAGCUGUACACGUCCCGAACUCAGCGCGGUGGACUGCGGCUUCACCGGAGCCUUCUGCUUUCCAUGGUGAUCAAAUCUGCCAGGGACAUCUACCACGCCGCUCUGAUGUCAAACACCGCGGAGAAGGUCGUUCCCUGCUCCCCGGAACCGGAGACCGAAGGACGCAUGGGUACAAGCACGGACUUGACCACGCUCCCCGACUCCUCCGUGACGUUGAGCCCCGAGGCUGGCGCUGUCAAGGUCGCCGUGGAGUCUCGAGGGCGCGCAGAGACCACGGGGGAGAACAAGGAGAACAUGGGGUGCCUUAAACCCGUGCGAGACUCAAGGAAGCGCCCGGGUAAAACGGUGGCGGAGCCGGACUUUCUGCCUUUAAAGAAGGCGAGGCUAGAGACGGAAGAAGAGACACUGAGAACGCCUCGCUGCUGGCGCCCCGUCGACGCGUUGGCAUCCUUGCCGGCAAACCGUGCCGUCGCCGCUUACUGAGCGUAGAAAGGUUUAGGGCUGGUUUUGUGAAGCCACCGGCACGUUAAGGGAGUGUCUACGUGAAAAGACCUUCCGCUGAACGGUCGUUGAUGCUCCCGGGUGAGCGGGAACACGGCGCGCCGGUACCUGUCCGACGGAGCUUGCCGCGACGCGCUCAGGAGAGGAAAGCCGCGGCGAAGGGUGUGGGGGUGGAGUGGGACGGGCCGAGAAGUUGUUGCUCAGUCUGCGCAACCCAGUCGUGUUUCCGGAUGAAUCAGAUUGUUCUGACGGCGACUUUUGACUCUUCUGCUACGGACCACACACACACACACACACACACACACUCGCGAACAGGACAUUUUCUGGAGAAAGAAGACUCCAGUAAAGAUGAUCUUUAAAAAAGUAAAAGUAAAGAAGGUUUUGGUUUUUUUUGUUUGUUUGUUUUUUUUGGACGGUGUGGGACAUUAUUUGUUUGGACUAACUUUGUCAGCAAGGUUCCACUUGUGUAUCGAGGCGAAAGCACUGCAAAUUAUACUGUCACAUUUUGAAUUUACUUUUGACGAAAUGUUUACUUUCAUAUUUCAACUCCAUUCGAUAUAAACAGAUAGGUGGAUGUAAAUAAUUGAUAGUUUGCAUUGUGAGUUUUGUCUAUACUGCCUUAAAAUGCCAAGCUUUAAAUGACAUAAAAUAUUUGCCUUUUUGUUGCUAGACGAAACAUUUCUAAAUGUACUGAUUUUAUAAACCAAGAGGGAACAAUCAAACAGCUUGCAUUGUGUAUUUUGUACCACUUUUAUACAAUUCAUAAACAAGAUGUUUGUGUUUGUCUACCUUUUGAAAGGGAUGGAUCAUUCAGCAUAAAAAUGAAUAAACAUUUUCAUGUCCAGA
Messenger RNA from Electrophorus electricus (electric eel), 1762 nucleotides. RefSeq names its product immediate early response 2b (gene ier2b). Lineage: Eukaryota; Metazoa; Chordata; Actinopteri; Gymnotiformes; Gymnotidae. The record is from RefSeq and is a predicted model, not a curated record.